This is a messenger RNA of Lactuca saligna, 879 nucleotides long. The record is from the annotation of a GenBank genome assembly. Lineage: Eukaryota; Viridiplantae; Streptophyta; Magnoliopsida; Asterales; Asteraceae.
AUGAAAAUUCAAGUAACAGAGAGCAUCAUUAAAGAAUCUCUCCAAAUUGAGGACAGACCUGAGUACCCCAUGGAGAUUGACGUUCAUCAAACUGAGGAAGUCUUAGAGAAUAUGGGAUACGAGGGAUCUUUUCCUCCUACAAUUAAGAAGCUGCUUCCUCCAUGCUGGAAGUAUUUGGCUCAUGUGUUCAUGAUACUGAACCUUGAAGGGAGCAAAAGGGACAAAUUCUGGAUGUAUCCAAGAUUUUUACAAAUCAUCCUUAACGUGACUCACCCUGAGCUGCAGAGAGGAAAUGAUACUUUGGAUUUCAAAUCCAUUGAUCCAAGUGCGUUUGGACUAAUGAAACAAAAGAGAGGCGGGAAGUUCGUAUUUGAAGGAAAAUUUCGAUUAAUAAAAUUUGGAAUUUUUAAGGAGAAUGAUAGAGAAGAAUCAAAAGAACAAUCCAUGCCGAUGGAAAAUGAAGAUAUUUCUCACUCUCUCUCCGAGCCAGAAAUGGAAGAGAUUCAUGACUCUCCCACAGCUUGUGUAGCUGAUGAGCAUGAUCUUCAGAAAGCAAAUGAAUCAAAAUCUUCUCGAGAGGAUGAUGACGAUGAUCUUUAUGAUGAUGUGGAGUUUUUAAAAGAAAUUGACUUUACAGAAAUCAAUGACGACAUUCCAACAAACAUAGAGUUUGAUCUUGGUGAUGAAGAUUUUGAUCCUUUUCUUGAUAUUCCCAGCAGCCGUGUAAAUAAAGUCAAUGAAGUUGCUUCUUUAGAAACCAAGACUAGAGAUGAUGGAAAUUUUCUUAAGAUUCUACUCUCUACUUCAAAUCCCUUGGAGGUCGCAACAAGCCAAGGAGAUGUGACAUCAGAGAUUCCUCCCUCUGUGACACUUGUCUGA